Mesorhabditis belari is the source of this 1482-nucleotide messenger RNA. The record is from the annotation of a GenBank genome assembly. Lineage: Eukaryota; Metazoa; Nematoda; Chromadorea; Rhabditida; Rhabditidae.
AUGAGUGAAAUAAAAUCACCGCUAUUUUCCCUGAAAUCUUUUCGUCUUCGCUUCGGUCUUUUGUUGACUUUUGGAUUAUGGGCGGUGUGGACAAUGAGACUGAAUUUGAAUAUGGCAAUUCCGUGCAUGGUAAAACCAAAAUUUGCAUCAGUAUCACAUGGUAACAGUUCACUCGUCUCAAUUGCGUUCAGCUCUGCAAAAUGUGAGCGAUCCAGUGGUAAUCUGACAGUGAUGGGAUAUAAUGGUGAUCUCGAUUGGAGUCCCUCAAUGCAAUCUCUUCUUUUCUCCGCCAGUUUUUAUUCUUCAUUUGUCACCGCUUUCUUUGCCGGAUACAUUGUGGAUCGUUUUGAACCAAAAAAGUCGUUGAUUGCGGCAUCUCUGAUCUACACAAUGAUUGGUUAUCUCUCUCCAAUCAUUGCCAAUCACUCAUUUUGGUCUUUCUUCUCAUUGCGACUUUUACUUGGAUUGGUUGAUAGUUUUAUCUUUCCUUGCUUAAACAGUUUGGCUGCUAGAUGGUUUCCACGAAAUGAAAAAGCGACGAUUACAGGGAUUUAUACAUCAGGAAUUCAGCUAGCAGCUGGUGGCUCCUCUUUGAUCAGCUCUUUCUUGUGCUUAUCCGUCUUUGGCUGGCCUUCAAUCUUCUAUUUCUUUGCUAUAAUGGGCACAAUUUGGUGUAUUUUGUGUGGUCUCCUUGUCACAAAUUGGCCUCAAAAGAGUCGUUUCGUCAAUGAAGAUGAGAAGAAAUAUCUAGAGCUUCACACUAAAUCGACAAAGAAAAUUUCGAAAAACAUAACAAUGCCCUGGAAAGAAAUCUUGUUGUCAAAAGAAGUGUUCGCUUGCAAUUUCUGCAAUUUCUCUUCAAAUUUCGUCCUCAACCUCAAUCAACUCUUUUUGCCGACUUUUCUCAAAGAAGUUCUUUUGCUGCCGAUGCACUAUAACGGUUUCUACACAAUGAUCCCUUUCUGUGCCGAGUUUCUCUCAAAGAACACAAUGGGAAUUUUGUCAGAUUAUUUGAAGAGAACAAAAGGCAUAAAUGCUACAAAGCUCGGGAAAAUUUUCCAGUCAGUCAGUUCUUUUGGCUCGGCAAUCGGUCUACUUUUACUCGUUUCAAUUCCAACAUGUGAACGACCAUCGAUCGCGAUACCGUUUAUGAUAUUAUAUGGUUUAACCUUUUCUUGCCUGUCUCCAGGGUAUUACACGUCGGUGAUCUCGAUCGCGCCCGCCUACACAGGAACAAUCACUUCAAUGGGUCAAAUCUUGGGCGGAUUUGGCAAUCUUGCAGCGCCACUCUCAUUAGCGUUGACGAGUUAUUUGGAAAUCGAGAAUCGGUGGCUGAUCGUUUAUGGAACGGCUGCUUGUUGUCAAAUCGUCGCUGGUCUUAUUUUUCUGUUCUGGGGAUCGUCUGAAGUCCUGCCUUGGGCUGAAGAAAAGUCGGUACAACAAGAACAAGAGAAAAAAGUUGACGAAAACAAUGGAAAGUUU